AUCACCUGUGUCAUUCACUGACAAUGGAAGAAGUGAAGAAGACUGGUGUCCAGAUGCCUAAAAGCAGGCAAAAACCGAUAAAGACGGAGUGGAGUGCCCAGUGUGUCCUUUUCACCUACUUUCAAGGGGACAUCAGUAGCGUGGUGGACGAGCACUUCUCCAGAGCUCUGAGUAACCUCAAGAGGCCCCAGGAACUGAGUUCCUCAAGCCACAGUGAAAAUGUGAUCCUCAAGAAUGAUAGCAGCAUGCCCCCGAAUCAAUGGUGUCUCUCUUCUUGGAAAAAGCCACAGCCAGAAACAUCUCCUGCAAAUGGCGCCAGUAGCAGCAGCUUGGAUGAAUAUGGUCCUAAGGCCAUGAAUUGGCACCCACUGUCCUUGCCUAAGACCCCCUAUGCACAUCCUCAGGAGCUGUGGCAAUUCCCCUCCUCAGCGAGGCCAGAAUUCCUAGAGCCUGCCUACUUUCGAGUCUUUCCUGACAGGCAUCUGGCUCCACAAGUCUAUCCUGAUGGGAGACAUGGGUCCCUUCAACAUUUAGUCCAGGAGGUUAGACACCAAAACCAUCGUCUGGAACCUGCUGCCAAGGCGAGCUGCAGCCAUGUGAAGACAGCCGGAAGCACAGCAUCACUCUUGAACCUGCCUCCCAGCUCAGGCCACUACAAGAAGAUCUACCGUCAUGGACCUGCCAGUGCCAGUCUUGAUAAUAAAAGUGCUGUGAGUCCUCAGCAUUGUCCUUUGAACCAGGAUGGAGCCCACAGGAUUUUAUGAGCCUGCUUUGCUUCUCUGACUGAAUCGUGGGACCAAGAUCAGCCCAAAGCGUUACAGCUUAAAUCAGACUGCAGUCAACCUCAUUCCUUCCCCAGAGAAAUUCCAAAUAAAAUGGUGUGAAAAAGGUU
Molecule: messenger RNA, 892 nt
Organism: Rattus norvegicus (Norway rat)
Lineage: Eukaryota; Metazoa; Chordata; Mammalia; Rodentia; Muridae
Source: RefSeq, a predicted model, not a curated record